ACUUACCAAAAGAGCACAAAUGCCAUUAUGGACAAAAACCUGGACAAGGAUGUCAGAAGACCUUUUACCAAAAUAUAGAGCUUUCUUGAUCUCACAGUAUCAAGUGUAAUGACUGAGGAUUUCUGCUUGAGUACUGCCUUCCUUUCCAUUUUUUGAAAAUCCCUUUUCCCAUUGCUGCUGCCUUUUUGGUCAUCUCUGACAGUGACUUGAGUACUCCGUUACUAGAUCUCUCAGGUCUCACUUGUACUUCGUUUGGACUUGGAGAUGUGAGUUUCAGCAACAACACCAGAUGGGGAAUAUAGGCCUGAAACCAAGGACUUCUCUCCAGAGAUGGUUAUUUCUGUGGAGCCCUCAUCCCAGCAUGGACUCAAGCAGUGCAGUGAAGAGAAGAAUUCUGGGGAAGUAAAAAUAAACCACAUGAAAACUCCCACUAAAGUCAGAGGCUGUGAUUGUGGCCAAAGCAUCAGGCUAGAACUCAUGCUUUUCUCAAAACAGAGAACAUCUAUAGAAGAUCUUUACAAAUGUGAUGGAAAGAACUUCAUUGUGUCUUCUGACCCAAGGAAAUGUCAAAAAAUAUCCUCAAAUGAGAUAGUUUCCAAGUAUGACGAAUGUGGGGAGGCCUUCAUUUCCAAACCAGAUUUUAUUGAAUAUCAUAGACUAUAUGUUGGAAAGCAACCUAAUGACUGUAAUGACUGUGAGAGAGUUGCUAACCUUAGCCAUUUCAUUCAUUCCUUUGAGACAAAUAAUAUUGAAGAGAAAUCCAUUAACUAUAAUGGAUUUGGGGAAAUUUCUACCCCAAAUAUUCAAUUUAUGGAAAAUCAGAGAAUUUACCCUACUGGGCAACCUUAUGAAUAUAAUGGAUGUGUGAUGCCUCUCAAUCACAGCUUUUCUGUUACUUCCCAUCAAAGGAGUUAUACUGAUAAGAAACCUUUUGUAUGCAAUGCUUGUGGGAAUGUCUUCCUCUGGAGUGCCCAACUUACUCAGCAUCAGAGAAUUCAUGCUGGAAAGAAACCUCAUGAAUGCCAUGAAUGUGAGAAGGCUUUCUGUCUGAGAGAAUCACUUACAAGAAAUCAAAGGAUUCAUACUGUAGAAAAACCCUAUGGGUGUAAUGAAUGUGGAAAGGCCUUUCGCCGUAGAGGACAGCUUACUAGACACCAGAGAAUACACACUGGAGAGAAACCUCACGAAUGUAAUGAGUGUGGGAAGGCCUUCUACCAGAAAGACCAGUUCACUCAACAUCAGAGAAUUCAUACUGGAGAGAAACCUUAUGGAUGCAAAGAAUGUGGAAAGGUCUUUCGAGUGAGAACACAGCUUACUCAACAUCUACGUAUUCACACUGGAGAGAAGCCUCACAAAUGUAAUGAAUGUGGGAAGGCCUUCAGGCAGAGAGGCCAUCUUACUGUACAUCACAGGAUUCAUACUGGAGAGAAACCUUAUGACUGUAAUGAAUGUGGGAAGGCCUUCCGACUGAGCACAGAGCUUACUCGACAUCAGAGAAUUCAUACUGGAGAGAAACCUUAUGGAUGUAAUGAGUGUGGGAAGGCCUUUCGACUGAGCACAGAACUUACUCGACAUCAGAGGGUUCAUACUGGAGAGAAGCCUUAUGGAUGUAAUCACUGUGGAAAGGUCUUCCGCCAGAGCACACACCUUACUCAACAUCAGCGUAUUCAUACUGGAGUGAAGUCUCAUAAUGUAAUUUAUGCAGGAAAACCCAUUUUUGGAACACACAGCUUACCAAACCCUGCAGAAUUCCACAGAGAAACCUUUUGAGUGUUAUGUGGAAAGACUGGUGGUGGUGGGAGCAUUGUAUUAUACUUCCCCCUACCACCUUCCUUGCAGGUUAUGGUUGUUUUCCCUUAAAAAUUUUGACAUUUCUCAUGUCUUGGUUGGCUCAGAUGACUAAGGACUUCAACUACUGAUGUCAUUUCCUAAGCCCCUGAGUACAAAGCAGCCAUGAAGACUUGGAAGGGGGGAGUGUGUCUUUUAAAAAAUGCUUAUUUUGGGGGGCAGCUAGGUGGCACAGUGGACAAAGCACUGGCCCUGGAUUCAGGAGGACCUGAGUUCAAAUCCAGCUUCAAACACUUGACACUUACUAGCUAU
Dromiciops gliroides (monito del monte) is the source of this 2100-nucleotide messenger RNA. Its product is annotated as zinc finger protein 501-like. Bases 331 to 1770 code for a protein of 479 amino acids. NCBI's taxonomy places the organism in Eukaryota, Metazoa, Chordata, Mammalia, Microbiotheria, Microbiotheriidae. The record is from RefSeq and is a predicted model, not a curated record. The transcript is spliced from 3 exons.